UUUAGUCAUUCUGUGCCCUGUCAGCUGAGACGCGACUCCUUAGAGGAACUGCUGACUUGUGUUGCGCUUUAUCUGUUCAUAUCAACCUGUACAGUCGGACUUUUUCUUAUUUUCCGCUGGUCAAUUCUAAAAAAAAUAUCAUAAGGUGUUAUCAGCAGUACGUUUUCUUUAUUACUUUUGGAGAAUUGUUUCACAAUUUAACCAGACACUUUCUUUCAGUGUCAUUAUUUAUUGUAACAAGUGUCAUGUCAGCCCCUGUUUCUGAAGCAUUUGGUGCAGCUGAAGAACUUGAUGGGCAAAAUAAAAUACCUGAUGGUGGACAUCCAGAACCACACUCCAGUAAAAAGCUGCAGAAAACUCAGGGAGAACUUAAUGAGGUAGUGGACACAAUGCGAUUCAAUGUGGACAAAAUAUUGAAAAGGGAUGAUGUUUUAUCUGAGCUGGAUGAAAAAGCUGAGGAAGUUAAGACUGAAGCAGAAAUAUUUCAGAAUAGUGCUAAACAGCUGAGCAGAAAAUACUGGUGGCAAAACAGCAAGAUGAUGAUAUUAAUGGGAGCAAUUUGUGCAAUCAUCAUUGGAAUAGUUAUUAUUUACUUCUGCACCUGAAACUCCUGCCAUCACCAUCUCAGCUUAGCUCCUCUAGGGGCAUACUGAGGCAUUCCAAGUACAGCUGAGAGAAAUCUUCUCUCCAGCAUAUCCUGGGUCAGCCCUGAGGUCUCCUCCUGGUUGGACAAGCCUGAAACACUCCCACAACCCUCAGCUUUAGGAGGAGUAGAUGAGUUUCUCCUGAAUGUUUGCAUGCCAUAGGACUACAUUUGUUUUAAUAAUUGUAUGUUUAUGAAUUGAACAAUUCCUAACUAAUACAUUAUUGGCAUUUCAGCUACCUUUUUUAUGAUUUGCUGUUCACAAACCAAUAAAGUGUGAACAUAAAUAUUUUUUGACUUUUUUGUCUAAUCAGUCUGUGUUUGGACUACCUCGAGAUAUUAGAAAUCUGCAGUUUCACACAACUGUAAUGUCAAUCAUGUAUCUGCAUAUAGCAGAAAGAAAGAAAGAAAUAUUACAUAGACCUAAACAUAUUACUCAACAAAAAUAAUUUAGAAACUUCAGUAUAUGACAAUCUCAUACUUAAUAUUUAAUCUGUAAUAAAGGUUAGAGAAGAUAAAAAUGGUAAUGAAACAUCAAGCUAGUUGCUGACGUUGAAUCUGAAAGAGUGCCCUUAGUGUGUGAUCUUUUAUCAUUAUGCUUUUUUUCCUUUUCCAGCAGUAUAUUUACUUAAUGUUGUCUGUAGCAUCAUGGUAUCUUUACUAUUAAAAACAUAUGGAUUAAAAUAUUACUCACAUCAAUGCUGUUUAUUUUUCAUAUUGAUUUUUUCUUAAAUAUUUUAAUGAAUGUGUAUUAAUGAAAAAUAAUUUUACCUCAAGAAUAGCUGUAUUUUCAUCAAGCAGACUUUUUGUCUCUUUUCAUUUAGAAUUAUCAUAGUGCCUUUUGAGUGGUUCAGUAGGUUUAUCAUUAAUAAUCUUAGCAGCAUUUUCAUUGCUUAAGUGCAUUAUUACCUUUGAUUGAUAAAAUACUUGAAUGCUGUGUUCUUUCCAAAGUUUAAUUGAGAAAGUCUACCAUUUGUUAAAUUCAUUUAAUCUUUAAUACAUAUCAUUUACCAUAUUAAUUUUUAUUAAAAUACUUUAACAUGCUUUAAAAAGGUAAAAUCUCUGACAAUGUUCAAUAGAUCAAAUUAACAUAAAAAAGAUAGUCAUUGUAUUGAGAUUACAUUAAAACAAAGUGAUUACUUGAAUUAUUGACUAACAUGAUAAAAGACCACUCAGAAGACAGAGCACUCUGACAUCAAGAUUGGUUAUUAAAUACUGUAUAAUAAUACGCUAUAAACAUUUAUAUGUUACAUACUGGUGUAAGCAAAUAAGCAUCAAAAGAGUGUCAUGUGAUGUAUAACAAUCAAACUAAAGCAUCACUUUAUGCCGUAUAUAGCUUUUGGAAAUAUGCAAAUAAACAAUGUGUCUUCAAGAUAAGUGCUCUCUGGAUAUACAUCAAUAAAAUGAUAAAUAUCAAUAAAAUGAUAAAAUUGAUCAUUGUGUAUUAUAC
This is a messenger RNA of Polypterus senegalus (gray bichir), 2093 nucleotides long. RefSeq names its product vesicle-associated membrane protein 2-like. The record is from RefSeq and is a predicted model, not a curated record. The coding region runs from base 246 to 605 and encodes 119 amino acids. Gene Ontology annotation, biological process: SNARE complex assembly; vesicle fusion; vesicle-mediated transport. Gene Ontology annotation, molecular function: SNAP receptor activity; syntaxin binding. Gene Ontology annotation, cellular component: plasma membrane; SNARE complex. The transcript is spliced from 6 exons. NCBI's taxonomy places the organism in Eukaryota, Metazoa, Chordata, Cladistia, Polypteriformes, Polypteridae.